UACAUCCUUCUCUUCCCAUUUCGCCCUCUCUCUUUUUACCUUGCACUAUGGCCGAAGAAGCACGCACCGCCACUGUCAACAGAAAAACUAAUGAAACCGAUAUUCAGCUGACCCUGAACCUCGAUUCCAAGUUUGAUCAAAAAAUCGAAGUGCACACUGGCAUUGGUUUUCUCGAUCAUAUGUAUCAUGCGUUAGCCAAGCAUGGUGGCUGGUCGCUUACUUUGCACUGCGAUGGCGAUCUUCACAUUGACGAUCAUCAUUCGGCCGAGGAUACAGCUAUUGCGCUUGGUAUGGCAUUCAAGCAAGCACUGGGUACACCGAGAGGCAUUAAGCGAUUUGGUUCGGCUUAUUGUCCCUUGGACGAAGCCUUGUCCCGAUCUGUGGUGGAUAUUUCCGGACGUCCUUAUGCUUGCAUCGAUCUUGGCCUGAAGCGAGAAAUGAUUGGUACACUAUCCACGGAGAUGAUUCCUCACGUAUUUGAAUCAUUUGCUACCGCAGCAGGAAUCACGCUUCAUGUGGAUGUUCUCAAAGGAUUCAACGACCAUCAUCGUGCUGAAUCCGCAUUCAAAUCUUUGGCUGUGGCCAUCAAAGAGGCCAUUUCAAGAACCGGAACCAACGAUAUUCCUAGCACCAAAGGUGUUCUGUAGAUAAAUGCAUCGUAAAUAGAUGGUUACCCCCUCCCCCACCUUUUCUUUCUUUUUUUUUCGUCGACACAAAUAUAAGAAACUGUAUGAGCCACGAGGUACAGAGUUACUUGACGGGAAUAACGGUAUAAUAUAGUAUCAGAUGCCAUUGAAAAAAUUGCUUAACACCUAUUGCACAUAAAGAAAUAGAUUCAUAAUCUCAUUCCAUUACUGC
Molecule: messenger RNA, 858 nt
Organism: Radiomyces spectabilis
Lineage: Eukaryota; Fungi; Mucoromycota; Mucoromycetes; Mucorales; Radiomycetaceae
Product: Imidazoleglycerol-phosphate dehydratase-domain-containing protein
Exons: 3
Coding region: 48-647 (199 amino acids)
Biological process (GO): L-histidine biosynthetic process
Molecular function (GO): imidazoleglycerol-phosphate dehydratase activity
Source: RefSeq, a predicted model, not a curated record